GACCUCUUCAGGAUGAGCGCAGCCAAGUAUGCCAAUCUCCCAGACAUCGACACAGCCCAAGACGUAUAUGAGACCGAGGACACCUUUCCCACUGCACAGGACAGCAAAGGCGACUCGAGCGACGAUGAAGCGAGCGCGCCCGCUCGCGGCCACGGACGCGGAAAGGGCGGGGAGGCGUCUGGCCGCGAGGAGCUCGACGCGAGCAGCGUAGACCCCGAGGAGGCGUCCAAGAAGUUCAAGAAAGCAGAGAAGAAGCACCAUCGCCCGAAAGUACAGUACGUCUACCCGCCUUCGCCGUCCCCCGAAGACGAGUCUCGUCCCGUCUCCCCAACACGCUCCUCAAUCCCCCUGUCACAACGCCUGCGUCUUCUGCAAGCGGAAGUAGCGUCGCUCGAGACUGAGCUUUCCGACCCGACCAAUCCCCUACUCCGGAAGGAGAAAGAAGCCGGGAAUGCGGAUCCUGGCGAGCUUAUCCGCGGCAUGGUCGACGUGAAGCGACGCAUUGAACAGAUCAGCAAAGCGCGGGAGGGUCGAGGGAAGCUAGUCAGCGCUGUGCUCGGGGAGUCCGACACUGAGGACGCGUCUGAGGCGGCGACGGCGGUGAAACGGGAAGCAGCAAAGAACGCUGAGGGCGCGGAAUCUGUGCCGGUGCCUGCCAUUGUGAUACCAAGAGCCCCAGAAGUCCGAGAUAUCGCGGAAAUGGACAAACGGGUCGGCGAGCUGGAGAAGCUGGUGGGCUCCUCAAGCACCGCCCUCGACGAGCUUGCACCAUUGCCGCCCCCUCUAUUGCCACUUUUGACACGUCUCAGUGCGCAACUUACGCUCCUCACACAACCACGCCACAUCGACUCGAUCUCGCGCCGUAUCAAGCUCCUCAACUCAGAGCUGGAACGCACAUCUGGCGCGAGCGGCAGUCAGGCACACAACGCGUCCCAACGGCGCGGUGCGUCCACGCACCACCAACCCGCCUCUGGGUCUGUCUCCUCCCCGGCAUCGGCCACCCCGCCCGCACCGACUGCGUCGUCGGCUGUACUGCAAGAGCAGCUAGCCCCAGUGUUAUCGCGACUGGCGCCGCUCCUUCCGCAUAUCCCCCACAUCCUUACUCGCCUACGCACGCUCUCUGCACUGCAUACGUCCGCUGCGGGCUUCCAGAAGACGCUUGAAGGCCUCGAGGAAGAGCAGCGCCGCACGCGGGGUGCGCUUGAGGAGCUUCAGCGUGCCGUCGAGGGCGUGGAGAAGAGCCUGACGGAGAACGAGACGUUAGUCAGAGGGAACGUGCGCGAGCUCGAGGAACGGAUCGAGGGUGUGGGCCGGAGGAUGGACGACCUGAAGCUGGAAGCGAGCUAG
Molecule: messenger RNA, 1347 nt
Organism: Trametes versicolor FP-101664 SS1
Lineage: Eukaryota; Fungi; Basidiomycota; Agaricomycetes; Polyporales; Polyporaceae
Exons: 5
Coding region: 13-1347 (444 amino acids)
Biological process (GO): mitotic spindle organization
Cellular component (GO): cytoplasm; dynactin complex
Source: RefSeq, a predicted model, not a curated record